Molecule: messenger RNA, 900 nt
Organism: Carassius carassius (crucian carp)
Lineage: Eukaryota; Metazoa; Chordata; Actinopteri; Cypriniformes; Cyprinidae
Product: fibroin heavy chain-like
Exons: 4
Cellular component (GO): extracellular region
Molecular function (GO): peptidase inhibitor activity
Source: RefSeq, a predicted model, not a curated record
CACAGGCAGAGAUCACAGGCUGGGAGGAUGACAGCUCGAGUGUAUUUCUCGUUGAUUGCUGUUUUUUCGUGUCUGUUCGGAUACUUGAGCAUAGCGCACGCUAUUCAAAGACGAACCACAGUGAAGCCGGGUCAGUGUCCCAUACCGGAGAUGAUUCCACUGUGUGCUAAAAGCUGUUUCCAUGAUGGCCAGUGUCCUGCCAUGCAGAAAUGUUGCCCAACCACCGGUGGCUUUGCAUGCAGUGAACCACGUGGUCAGGGAAGAGGUCAAGCAAGUUGCCAGGGAAGCGGAGCUGGUCAGGGACACGGAGCAGGUCAGGGUGCAGGACAGGGUCAAGGAAGCGGAGCUGGACAGGGGAACGGAGCAGGACAGGGUCAAGGAAGCGGCGCAGGACAGGGAAGCGGAGCUGGUCAGGGAGCCGGACAGGGAAGUGGCGCAGGACAGGGAAGCGGAGCUGGUCAGGGCACCGGACAGGGAAGUGGCGCAGGACAGGGAAGUGGCGCAGGACAGGGAAGUGGCGCAGGACAGGGAAGUGGCGCAGGACAGGGAAGUGGCGCUGGUCAGGGAGCUGGACAGGGAGCCGGUCAGGGUCAGGGAAGCGGAGCUGGUCAGGGCUCAGGACAGGGAAGCGGAGCCGGUCACGGAGCUGGUCAGGGAGGCGGACAGGGUCAGGGAAGCGGAGCCGGUCAGGGAAGCGGAGCUGGUCAGGGAGAUGGACAGGGUCAGGGAAGCGGAGCCGGUCAGGGCUCAGGACAGGGAAGCGGAGCCGGUCAGGGCGCAGGACAGGGCAGCGGAGCUGGACAGGGAAGUGGAGCUGGUCAGGGAGCCGGACAGGGUCAGGGAAGCGGAGCAGGUCAGGGCUCGGGUCAGGGAAGCGGAGCUGGUCAGGGCUCGGGUCAG